CAUUAUCAGCUCCGCCGUAGAGUUUGGGCUUCUCACGAUCCAAUUUCUCCAUAAAUAUUUCUAAGACAUUAUCGAAACACCUCAUAUUCCUUUUUCUAGAGUGCUACUACCAUGGCAGCACACACACAGAUGGCAAAGCUAGGGACCUCUCUCCUUGUGCCAUGGGUUCAGGAUCUGGCCAAGGACAAGCUCGGCGUGGUCCCGGAGAGGUACGUCCGGACAGAUCAGGACCCUGUGAUCAUACCGGACUCGGCUUCACUGCCCCAGGUUCCAGUGAUCGACCUUCAGAAGCUGAGUUCAGGGGAUAGCAUCGACUCAGAGCUGCAGAGGCUGCACCAUGCUUGCAAGGAAUGGGGCUUCUUUCAGGGAAGCCCAAACACGUCUUGUUAUUCAAAGAAUGCGGGAAGCUUCAGAUGCAACAACAGUGUUCUCAAUUCCAGUGAAAAUAGCACGGCUCAAAGACCACACCUGAUUAAUCACGGUAUGAGCGAUUCGCUGCUGGAGGACGUGAAGUCAGGGAUCCUGGAGUUCUUCAACCUCCCAAUGGAUGAGAAGAAGAAGUUUUGGCAGGUUCCAGGAGUCUUGGAAGGUUUCGGACAGGCGUUCGUGGUGUCUGAGCAGCAGAAGCUCGAGUGGGCAGAUGCCUUCUACAUGAUCACUCUCCCGACCUACCUCCGGAAGCCCCACCUGUUCCCUAAGCUUCCUCAACCUUUCAGGGAUACCUUGGAAACCUACUCAGCAGAGACGAAGAAUCUGGCAGUGAGGAUCCUUAACCUGAUGGCAAAAGCUCUAGGAAUGGAGGCGAAGGAAAUAGAUGAGCUAUUCAAUGACGGGUGGCAGGGAAUGAGAAUGAAUUAUUACCCUCCGUGUCCACAGCCUGAGCUCGUGAUGGGGCUCAACCCGCAUUCUGAUGCUGGUGCGCUCACCCUGCUCCUCCAGGUCAAUGAAAUCGAAGGACUCCAAAUCAGGAAAGAUGGGAUGUGGGUUCCCGUCAAACCCCUGCCUAAUGCCUUUGUGGUCAACAUUGGAGAUACUAUGGAGAUGGUCAGCAAUGGAAUUUACCGCAGCAUAGAGCACCGAGGGACUGUCAAUGGCCUGAAAGAGAGGAUCUCCAUGGCAACCUUCUAUAGCCCAAGCAUGGAUGCUGAAAUCGGUCCUGCCCCAAGCCUUGUAACUCCAGAAUCUCCUGCCCUGUUUAGAAGAAUCAGUGUAGUAGAGCAUUUGAAGGGAUAUUUCUCAGGCGAACUGCGUGGAAAAGCAUAUCUUGAUACCAUGAGGAUUUAAAGAUGAAGAAGCCCGCAAGAUGUGGAAGCAGAUUAGUAGUUCAUAAAGUUUCUACGCAAAAAAUCAUAAUAAUAAUAAUAAUAAUAAUAAUAACAGUGAAACUCAAUAACGACAUAUGCUUAGAUAUCUGUACAAUGCACUGGUCCCUGUAAUGAACCAUUAAGUUUUCUGCUUCAAAA
Punica granatum (pomegranate) is the source of this 1463-nucleotide messenger RNA. NCBI's taxonomy places the organism in Eukaryota, Viridiplantae, Streptophyta, Magnoliopsida, Myrtales, Lythraceae. The record is from RefSeq and is a predicted model, not a curated record.